AUGACAUUCGAACAGGUGAUGGAAGGAAGCAUCAUCGACUUCCGCGUUCACCUUCAAGGGAUAUCUAAUUUCCAAGGUCCUCGCCGCAAAUGGCAGGUAAUAACCGCAGAGACUCGUCAGCUAAACACUCAAAGUGCAUUCUUGAAUCUUCUUGCCCGCACUACCUCUUCCUUUACCCCAUCACCUUGGCUUCCAAAUCGGGAAUUGCGGCAGCGGGAACAGGAUAGUCUGACUUCAAAUGAUAAUCGCUCCUAUUGUUAUGAGUUCACAUUCGGGAUCACAGCUGAUAUUGCAGCCGCUAUUCAGGAAAUUACUGAUCUGUACGAAUGCCUGCAAUUCUACCGUCAGGCCCAAGCGCCCAUUCCGGAAGGUCUCCUAGAGGCUUGUGAAGAUCUUGGCGAUCGACUGCUUUCCUGGACCUUGAGCGCCGAUAAGGUUCCCUCUUUCAAUGACAGGGGUACCGAUGAGUUGGAUAUUUUCAAACAUCAUUCCCACGCAUGGCAUGGUGCCGCUCUCAUAUUCUACCUAAACUGUAUCCAAGGCGCCAAGCCUCAAGACCUAGUAGAUGAAGUUGCUACAGUUGCCUCCCACAUGCUCGCUGUGGAAGAAAUCAAAUCGAAGCAUAUAGCCAACCAAAUGGCCCCAAUCAGUUGGCCAGCCUUUAUAAAAUCAUGCUGUGCCUUAAAUCGAGAGCCUUGGGAGGCGUGGUGGUUGGAUGUGCAAAAGUACGGCAUUGGGAGUAUUCGGAGACAAUAUACUAUUGUGCAGGAAAUAUGGUCUGAAAUGGACACUAAUUCAUCCGAGGGAUGGUUGCAAAUUCUCCACCGGCGGGACAUUCAGGUUCUAGCUGCAUGA
Aspergillus oryzae RIB40 is the source of this 855-nucleotide messenger RNA. RefSeq lists its product as uncharacterized. Bases 1 to 855 code for a protein of 284 amino acids. NCBI's taxonomy places the organism in Eukaryota, Fungi, Ascomycota, Eurotiomycetes, Eurotiales, Aspergillaceae. The record is from RefSeq and is a predicted model, not a curated record. The transcript has a single exon.